Messenger RNA from Procambarus clarkii (red swamp crayfish), 728 nucleotides. The record is from RefSeq and is a predicted model, not a curated record. NCBI's taxonomy places the organism in Eukaryota, Metazoa, Arthropoda, Malacostraca, Decapoda, Cambaridae.
ACUACCACUCACAGCAUGAGUAUAGGGCCACUCAGGAUAGAUAUGGGUGGGUAAUAAAUGAACUAAAAUGAACCGGGGAUUCGCAGGCAUCAGUGUUGAGAGACACCUGGCGGCCUCAGCCUCAGUCGUCAGCCAGCAGCUGCUGGGAGCAGUACACUCUUUCCUGUUGUUCUGUAGACUUUUGCACGAUGGGGGCUGAGAGCGGCUCACUGCUUGCUGGGGCUCCGUCGCGGUCGCCCUGGAGGCCGUGGGCGUGUCUGGCGCUGGCGGUGAUGGCGGCGGCGUCCGUGGAGGCGACUUCGCGGGUGAAGGUGGCUAAGGGCGGGGGCUACGAGGGCGUGGUGGUGGGCGUGUCUCCCGAUGUUCGCCAGGAUCCUCGCCUCAUCGACAGGAUCAAGGACGCCAUGAGAGAUGCCUCGAAGCACCUCUUCAACAUCUCCAACCACAAGAUCUACUUCAGAAAUAUUACCAUUGUCUUGCCCAAAUAUUGGACUAUGACGGGUAACGUUUACAAUGCCACCACUGCUGAGAACUUUAAGGAGAGUGACAUUCGCGUGGCCCCAGAGAACAGCAUCUAUGGGGACCAGCCCUACACCCUCCAGAUGGGGGAGUGUGGGCACCCCGGCCUCUACACCCAUGUUACUCCAGCCUACCUCACACACUCCCACUUCGUUACCUGGUGGGACCCAGAGGGGAUUAAGAUGCUUUUAGAAGCUCAGGUUAGAUAG